GCAAGGGGCCCGCGAGCGGAAGUGACGUCGCCCGCGCCCACGUGGUCAAGCGUGGUUCCUGAGGGUCGUGUACUGCAGGGCCUGGGAAGUUAGGAGUUCGUGUACUCGUCCAAGACCUGGCCUAGCGCUCCGGUUCCGGUCCCGUCGGCAAGAUGGUGAAGCCCAAGUACAAAGGACGGAGCACCAUCAACCCCUCCAAGGCCAGCACAAACCCUGAUCGAGUGCAGGGAGCAGGAGGCCAAAACAUGAGGGACCGGGCCACAAUCCGGCGCCUGAAUAUGUACCGGCAAAAGGAGCGCAGGAACAGUCGUGGCAAAGUGAUUAAGCCUCUGCAGUAUCAGUCAACAGUGGCUUCCGGCACAGUGGCGAGAGUGGAACCAAAUAUUAAGUGGUUUGGAAACACACGUGUGAUUAAACAGUCAUCAUUACAAAAAUUUCAAGAGGAAAUGGGCACAGUUCUGAAGGACCCAUACAAAGUUGUCAUGAAGCAAAGCAAGUUGCCCAUGUCUCUUCUCCAUGAUCGGAUCCAGCCUCAUAACUCAAAGGUGCACAUUCUUGAUACUGAAAGCUUUGAAACUACAUUUGGCCCGAAGUCACAGAGGAAGCGACCAAACUUACUUGCUAGUGAUAUGCAGUCUCUUCUAGAAAAUGCAACAAUGUCCACUGAGAGCUAUGAUCAGGGCAAGGAUCGUGACUUGGUCACUGAAGACACUGGUGUCAGAAGUGAAGCCCAAGAAGAGAUCUAUAAGAAGGGACAGUCCAAAAGAAUAUGGGGUGAGCUUUACAAGGUGAUAGAUUCUUCAGAUGUUGUAGUUCAAGUUCUUGACGCUAGAGAUCCGAUGGGUACCCGUUCCCCUCACAUUGAGACUUACUUGAAGAAGGAAAAACCCUGGAAACACCUAAUUUUUGUUCUUAACAAAUGUGACCUUGUUCCAACCUGGGCGACAAAACGUUGGGUGGCUGUCCUCUCCCAGGAUUACCCGACCCUUGCCUUCCAUGCAAGUCUUACUAACCCCUUUGGCAAAGGAGCCUUUAUUCAGCUUCUCCGGCAGUUUGGAAAGCUACACACUGACAAGAAGCAGAUCAGUGUCGGCUUCAUUGGCUAUCCAAAUGUUGGCAAGAGCUCUGUGAUAAACACAUUGCGCUCCAAGAAAGUUUGCAACGUGGCCCCCAUUGCAGGUGAAACAAAGGUCUGGCAGUACAUCACCUUGAUGCGUCGGAUAUUCCUUAUCGACUGUCCAGGUGUGGUUUAUCCCUCCGAAGACUCGGAGACAGACAUUGUGCUGAAAGGAGUGGUUCAAGUUGAAAAAAUAAAGACUCCUGAAGACCACAUCAGUGCUGUACUUGAACGAGCAAAGCCAGAAUACAUCAGCAAGACCUACAAGAUUGAUUCUUGGGAGAAUGCUGAGGACUUCCUUGAGAAGCUGGCAUUCCGGACUGGGAAGUUACUGAAGGGUGGAGAGCCGGACUUGCAGACUGUGGGCAAGAUGGUUCUCAAUGACUGGCAGAGGGGCCGGAUUCCUUUCUUUGUCAAGCCGCCUAAUGCAGAGCCCCCUGCGGCCUCCCAGCUCCCGUCCUCCUCAUCUUUGGAAAUUGCCACAGAAACCAGCCAGAAGGACGCUGAAGAGGAAGUCACCGCAACUGUAGGGGAAGCCUCAGAGCCUGUCACUGAGAAGGAAAACGAGAACAGUUGCUGUGACACAGACUCAGAAAUGCAGCAGAUUCUGGCACGGGUUCGGCAGAAUUUCGGCAAAAUCAAUGUCGUGCCUCAGUUUUCCGGGGAUGACCUGGUCCCUUUGGAGAUGUCCGAUAUCGAUGAAGAGCUUGAGAGCUUUUCCGGAGAGGAGGAGGAGGAGGAGGAGGAGGAACAGGAGCAACCGGAAGACGAGGAAGAGGAGUGUGGCCCAGAGUUCCAGGGAGAACACGUGGGAAAUGACACCAAGGCCGUUAUUAGAGCGCUGGAUGAAAAGAUUGCUAAAUAUCAGAAGUUUUUAAACAAAGCCAAAGCUAAGAAGUUUUCCGCAGUCAGAAUAUCCAAGGGACUAAGUGAAAAGGUUUUUGCAAAAUCUGAAGAACAAAGAGCAGCUGAGGAGGUUGCAGAAGACACAGCACCUACCAAAAAGGGAAAGAAAAGGAAGGCACAGAGGGAAGAGGACCGUUCAAAUAAGACUCGUAGAAUGCUUACAUCUAAGGAACGGAGGCGAGCGGCACGGCAGCAGCAGUCCAAGAAAGUUGGUGUACGCUACUAUGAAACACACAACGUGAAAAAUAGGAACAGGAACAAAAAGAAGAUCAAUGACUCAGACGGACAGAAACACAAACACAAAAAAUUCAAACAUAAGCAGUAACAUUUUAAAAGUUUAUUAAAUUAUACAAAAAUAUGCAAUUAGAAA
Molecule: messenger RNA, 2393 nt
Organism: Mustela erminea (ermine)
Lineage: Eukaryota; Metazoa; Chordata; Mammalia; Carnivora; Mustelidae
Gene: GNL2
Product: G protein nucleolar 2
Exons: 16
Coding region: 153-2348 (731 amino acids)
Cellular component (GO): nucleolus
Molecular function (GO): GTP binding
Source: RefSeq, a predicted model, not a curated record